UGAUCUAUUCAAAUGAAUUGAAAUCCAAAAUCAGUUUGAAAAUAGAAAUUUUAAAAUCACAAAUUUUUUAUUGUUAAUACUAAUAGAGACAAAAAAAUAAAAAAUUUCAAAAUGUCGCAAUUUAAUUUUAUAAAUGACCUGAAUAGUAUAGUUACCAUGGAAGGAGAUUUGACAAAAGGACCUGCACCAAGGUGGAAGAAUAAAGUGAAUGCCAGCAGUAUAAGUAAUGCUAGUAUAAAUUUAUCAACUUUGAGUAUAUCACAAACUCAGAAUAAUGCUAAUGUGUCUUCAAUUCAAAUCGUUGGAAACUCUAAAACUCCUGGGAAAUUACGCACCAAAACACCAAGCAAAGUAACCAAAACUCCAACAGCCGGCGAUCGUUUUAUCCCUAACAGAGGUGCAACUAACUUCGAAAUUGGACACUAUUUGGUAAAGCAAGAAAAUCAAAAUUCUGAAGAAGAAAAUGAGACAGGGGCGUCAUCCUUUUCUAAGGCUGAAAGACAAAAAUUAAUUUCAGAAACAUUGCAAGUUGGAGAUAUUAAAACUCAAAAGAUUUUAUCUUAUCAAAAUAAAGCCCCUGCAGCUCCAGAAUCACACCAAAAUCCACUAAAAGUGGUAUAUUCAAUUAAAACUCCGAUCUCUUCAAAAAGCGGUUCUCGAUAUAUUCCAACAACAUCAGAAAGAAUUUUGGAUGCUCCAGAUAUUAUAAACGAUUAUUAUCUAAAUUUAAUGGAUUGGAGUUGUGAUAAUAUUGUUACGGUAGCUCUAGGUAAUGCUGUUUAUUUAUGGAAUGCAGGCACUGGCAAUAUUGAGCAAUUAGUUGAAUAUGAUGAAGGUGAUAACGCUUGUUCUUUAGCAUGGAUUCAAGAUGGUCAUAUAUUAGCUAUUGGAAAUAAUAAUGGAGCUGUUGAAUUGUGGGACUGUUCAAAAGUUAAACGUUUGCGGGUAAUGGAAGGUCAUACUGCAAGAGUUGGUUCAUUAGCAUGGAAUUCUUAUAUCUGCACUUCAGGAAGUCGUGAUGGAUCUAUAAUUCACCACGAUGUAAGGCAACGUGAUCACAAUAUACUAACAUUACGGUCUCAUACUCAAGAAGUCUGUGGAUUAAAAUGGUCAGUAGAUUUUAAAUAUUUAUCCAGCGGUGGGAAUGAUAAUAUCGUUAAUAUAUGGUCAACUGCAACAGAAGGUUCUGUAACCGGAUCUGAACCCCUAUAUACUUUCAACCAGCAUCAAGCUGCUGUUAGAGCUUUAGCAUGGUGUCCAUGGAUUCCAAAUAUUUUGGCUACUGGGGGUGGCACGGCUGAUCGGCAUAUUAAAUUUUGGAAUGUUAGUAAUGGUUGUUUGAUUAAUUCUGUUGAUACUAAAUCCCAAGUAUGUUCACUUUUAUGGUCAAAAAAUUAUAAAGAACUAAUAUCUGCUCAUGGAUAUGCUAAUAAUCAAUUAACAAUAUGGAAAUAUCCUUCGAUGAUUAAGCAAGCUGAAUUAACUGGGCACACUUCUCGUAUUUUACAAAUGGCAAUGUCGCCUGAUGGGAGCACAGUUAUUAGCGCUGGAGCCGAUGAAACUUUAAGACUAUGGAAUUGCUUUGCUUUAGAUCCAAAUCAGGCUAAAAAAGAAAAGUUUGCAAGUACAAAAGUAAAGCAAAGUGUUUUUAAACAAAGUAUCAGAUAGAGUUUUUAACAUAAUGCUUACAUACAGAUUAAAAUAAACGAUUUUCGUAAUUUUAAUAAUUUCAAUUCGAAAUUCAUACACAUAUAUUUAAUUGCAUGAAAAUGAAAAUUUGAAAGUGAUUUUUAUUAACAAUAUAUAAAAAUUUUUGCGCAAAGCUGACCUUCAAAAAGUAGUUUUGUUUGUAAUAAAGUAAUAAAUAUGCACAUUGUGUUGUUUAGAAAAAGUUGAUCUUGUA
This is a messenger RNA of Condylostylus longicornis, 1903 nucleotides long. It is a transcript of the gene fzy, whose product is annotated as cell division cycle protein 20 homolog. Gene Ontology annotation, molecular function: anaphase-promoting complex binding; protein binding; ubiquitin ligase activator activity. Gene Ontology annotation, biological process: positive regulation of ubiquitin protein ligase activity; anaphase-promoting complex-dependent catabolic process; positive regulation of anaphase-promoting complex-dependent catabolic process. The transcript has a single exon. Bases 112 to 1668 code for a protein of 518 amino acids. The record is from RefSeq and is a predicted model, not a curated record. Lineage: Eukaryota; Metazoa; Arthropoda; Insecta; Diptera; Dolichopodidae. Gene Ontology annotation, cellular component: anaphase-promoting complex.